AUGUCACUCUCUAGUAUUACUGGAGUCGGCCUCUACAACUACGCGACACUCUCCAACACUGCGUCCUAUGCUGGGUCUUUUUCGUCUAGCCACUCUCGAGAUCCAUCAUACUCGAGACGUCCGUCUGUACCUAUGAACUCCUACCCUGCAUCCUUGCAUUCGAGAGCCAGGAACUCGACCGACUCGCGAGUUGACCCUUACUCGUAUCCCCGCACCAGCGAGUCUUCCCAUGCUACCAAAGCAACUUCUGUCAACGAGGAAGCCAUGCGCAUUCUACGCAGGAAGCAAAAUGAUCGUAAGAACUCGGUAGAGCUUUCAUACUCUUCAUCUGAACAGCCACGAUAUCACAGACACAGUCACCAUGCCUACCAUAGCCAUCAUCCGGACAAGCGCGACGAUCGAUACAACAGCGCAUCCGCAAAAUCUCGCAGACGCAUGAGACGUGUGGCUACUCCACCGGACCCAACUCUGUCACCUCCUCCCGAACCAUCUGCUGCGGUCGAAACGAAGCCGAGAAGAAAAAGCAAGUGGAGGUUCUGGAAUAAGCAAGAACCCGACUAUAUUGCUGAGGUUAUUGCUGCUCCCCCUAGCCCGCCAAAGCCCAGAGACGAGUUGGGUACAAAGGUCAUCACAAAACGGAGACCCAGCAUUACCGAAUGGCUUGCCGAAGACUCGAGUCCUCCUCAGUCCCCGACGACAUUGAAGCGGUUGUUCGAAGAGGAGGAAUGA
Molecule: messenger RNA, 729 nt
Organism: Fusarium graminearum PH-1
Lineage: Eukaryota; Fungi; Ascomycota; Sordariomycetes; Hypocreales; Nectriaceae
Exons: 2
Coding region: 1-729 (242 amino acids)
Source: RefSeq, a predicted model, not a curated record